Fomitiporia mediterranea MF3/22 is the source of this 3053-nucleotide messenger RNA. RefSeq lists its product as uncharacterized. Gene Ontology annotation, molecular function: mannose-ethanolamine phosphotransferase activity. Gene Ontology annotation, biological process: GPI anchor biosynthetic process. Lineage: Eukaryota; Fungi; Basidiomycota; Agaricomycetes; Hymenochaetales; Hymenochaetaceae. Gene Ontology annotation, cellular component: endoplasmic reticulum membrane. The record is from RefSeq and is a predicted model, not a curated record. The coding region runs from base 30 to 3041 and encodes 1003 amino acids. The transcript has 2 exons.
CUGAUUUCUGAGCGGGGACUCUGGGAAGAAUGCUCUCAGGUUGGGAAUGGAGACCGAGAGGAGCACGCUUGGCCAUUGCGGUCCUCUCAUGGGUGAUCCUCGUCCAAAUGGCUGGCCUGUACCUCUUCACGCGUGGUUUCUUGCUCACAAGAAUGGCACUAUCAGAUAUAAGUUCUUGUCCGAACGGAGAAUGCACGUUGCCAGAGACGCAUCAGCGUGUCGUCCUGCUCAUCAUCGACGCAUUGCGUUUUGACUUCGUCUCUCCCAACCCACCUGAACCGCGCUCGCCAUUCCAUCAUGAUAUUCUCACUCUUCCGAGAGAACUUACGGCAAAGUACCCGGAUAGGUCGUUCUUGUUCCAUUCGUUCGCGGACCCGCCGACUACGACUCUUCAGCGGAUUAAAGGAAUUACUACUGGAUCGCUGCCAACUUUUGUUGAUGUUGGGUCCAGCUUCUCGGGUUAUGAAAUUGAGGAGGAUUCGACAAUUAAUCAAUUGCAUAUUGCUGGGAGACGGAUAGCAUUCAUGGGAGAUGACACUUGGAUGACAGUAUUUCCGACUUUAUUUGCACCGAACAUGACCUAUCCAUACGACUCCUUCAACGUCGAGGACCUACAUACUGUCGACGAAGGUGUAACUCGUCACCUCUUCCCAUUGCUCGAAGAAGAGUCUCCUUCGUGGCACGCCAUUGUCGGUCAUUUCUUGGGCGUAGAUCACGUCGGACAUCGAGUCGGUCCUGACCAUGCAGUGAUGAAAGCAAAGCUAUCGCAAAUGGAUGGCGUAUUCCGUCGUGUUGUCGACCUUCUUGCGGACGACACCCUCCUUGUCGUUCUUGGAGACCAUGGUAUGGACAGGAAAGGCGAUCAUGGUGGAGAUGAUGUUUACGAAACUUCGGCUGCUAUGUGGAUUUAUAGCAAAGGCGUUACUUUGCAGGACAGUUCCGAUGCACACGCUAUACCAUCUGCGCUUCUGGAUAAGGCUACGUAUCCUGGAGCUUCUGUUGAACACCGUUGGAUACAGCAGAUCGAUAUCGUCCCGACACUAUCUCUCCUCUUAGGCCUUCCGAUUCCCUUCAAUAAUCUCGGAUCUGUCAUACCAGAACUAUUCACCCGAUCUUCAAUACUCGAUAAAGCGAUCAAGCUUAAUGCCGAACAGGUUCGACGUUAUCUUGACGCGUACCGUACUAGCGCAUCGGACAGUGAACUCGAUGCUCUAUGGCCUUCACUUGAAAAUAUAUGGGGCCUUGCUGGGACUGAGUUAGGUCCAUACGCAUACUUCAAAUACAUGAGGCGUGUCUUGGAAGAGUGUCGUUCGCUUUGGGCACAGUUUAACGUCGUUCAGAUGACUACUGGCCUAGUCGUGCUUGCGCUGUCGGUUGUAACGACGGCAGUCUUGUAUUCUCGAUUAGGAGGUGUCUCGGAUUGGGAGAGUUGGGCAAGCAAGCGUGCCAAUAAAGUUGUUCAGGCUUCCACGAUGAGUCUGGUUGCCUGUCCUGUCGUAUAUCUUGCAUUAUCACGCAUCGCUCCCGAGCUGGACUUGUCAGAUGUCGUACUAGCAGUUCUGUCCACCAUAUCUUGCGUAACCCUUUUGCUAGAUUCAUUACCAGCAUUACCACGUCCUUCAUUAAAUUCACUCCCGAUUAUCUUAAUCCUGCACGCCAUAAUGUUCUUCUCAAACUCAUUCACUUUCUGGGAAGACCGCAUCGUUCCAUUUCUCCUCAUCAGCCUCCUCGUUCUUGCCGUACGCGUUGGGUUCACAGCCGCAGAUGAGCGCCUACGUAAACGGAUCCUUUUCUUUUCCGCCAUUUACGCUAUCUGUGUGCGUCUUAUAGCGUUCAGCACUGUUUGUCGCGAGGAGCAACAGCCUUACUGCCACGUCACGUUUUACGCCUCGUCUGCGUUAUCGGCUUCUCCACUUCUCGCUGUUAUCCUCUCGAUUCCUGUAUCGAUCGUAUUACCGUCCAUAUUCCGACGCUUCCUGGCUAUCUCGGCGUCAGACAAGGGCCUCGUUCCGAGCUUCCUCUCGUAUGUCCUUCGGCCAGCGCUUCUUGCGAGUAGCAUACACUGGAUCUGCGAAUGGCUAGAAUCGAAGGACCAAUUUGGACCUGAGUGGGCUGGUUCUUUGCGAACAGCCCGUACCGUUAUCGCUUGGUGCACAUUUGGAGGUGUUUUACUUGGUGGGAUGGGUCUUUGGUGGCUCAAUCCACUUUGCAUAGAUAUCCGAGUAUCUAAACCUUCAUCAGCUGAAUCAAACGGGAACACGAAGCCGAAAGCUGUCGUGGUUGUAAACUCAAAUGCGUAUGGAGCUCCCUACUUACUCUUUUGGAGCAUUGCUUUUUCGCUUGUCUACCUUGCGACACAACUAACAGGUCAACUCGUCUUGGCACUUUCCACAAUCGCUCUUCUCGCGCACCUCGAAAUUUCUGAUAGCGUACGCGAUGCACAGGGUCUCGUCAUGGCGUUCUCCGGACCUAAACUAUCAGCAGCACUCGAAGCUGAGAAUUUCGAAAGCCCACCAUUCUCGUUCAGCCAACUCACCCCACUUGCGUUACUCGGACUGCAUGCUUUCUAUGCUACGGGACACCAAGCAACUAUUGCUUCGCUACAAUGGAAAUCUGCAUUUGUGUUUACGAGUACUGUAUCCUUCAUGUCGCGCGUUUCCGUAUUUCUCAACACCCUGGGCCCACAAGCUAUACUCGCACUGGCCGCUCCACUCCUCGCGUGUUGGCAAGUCGUCACACUCUCACCAUCAUCAUCUGCACGCCCUAUCAUCUCGAAAUCUCGCAUCAUGGGCGAAUCUGUGCGCGCAAGCAUAGGAGUAAUGCUCUACUACGGUGUACUACUCCUUACAACCGCAGCGAGUGCAGCGAUCUUGAGAAGACAUUUGAUGGUAUGGAAAGUGUUCGCGCCGAGAUUCAUGGCUGCUGCUUUGGAAGUUGUUGCCGUUGAUUUGAUUUUGCUUGUUGGUGUGGGGUUUGGUGUUAGUAGGAUGUCGAGUUGUGUGUGGAGUUUGCUGCAAAGGAGUGUACAGAAGACCACGUAGAGAUUGAUUGAC